AUGGAGGCGACAACAUCGACAUCAACAAUAACAAAAGAUUCACCUCCGGCCAUCGCAGCGCCGUCCGUUCCCUCUGUUCUCCUCCCAGAGCUCUUAUCUUUUUCACCUCAUUUCCUUUUAGACGAUAUCGUCAAUAGUGCAAACGAUGUUGUUGGGCGUGCAGUCGACGCGAUUGAGACCUUUCUUCUACGUUGGGUAGAAGAUCAGCCGCCUGGUGGAGCUUGGGAAAAUACCACCGAGCUCGAACAAGGUCUCGUAUCAUUCCAGACACUCCUGGAGUUUCACACAGAUAUCGCGUUUGACUUUUUCGAGGCGUGGUCCCUGAGGAACAUCUUCAAAGUUCCAGAGGAAUUGGAGAUUGUGGUGCCUCACCAAGAGGGCUUAGAUCUGGAUGCAGCGCAAGGGGAGAAGGGAAAGCAAACCGAAGAUGAGUUGAUGGACGAGAUAGAGGAGUUGAGAAAGCAGGUUGAUAACCAACAUCGUCUCAAGCGACUAUAUACUCGCGCAGUCCAUAAAUCUAGUAUACAGGCUGCGCGCGCUCAGCGUCACUUGCAGCAGCUUUCUUUCCUUCAGUCCUUGGUUGCCUCUCCUUCCCAACCACUCUCGACUCUUCCACCCCAUAUAUCCGAGUUAUUCAAUGUCAUACAACACCUACCAGCCCUCGACCUCUCUCGCGCAGAAGUCCCACCAUCAGAUCCGGCCAAGAGGCAGUGGGAGACGGGCAAGGCUGGAUACAUGUCUUGGGCCAUAUCGCAAUUGAUUGAGCGAGCAAGAAGUAUGGAUGCAGAGGGGAGCGAUAAAGAAACAGAAGGAGGCGUCAUGGCAUCUACACUAGUGGAAGAGGCGAACGCAAUAGGCAGACCAGAAGAUCUCAAGGACGCCUUGGGUUUCGUGCUGGGUUCUAAAGGGUAGAACAUCAGCGUCAUGGCAUCCGUUUCCCAUCGGGGUGGGUGGCCCUAACUUUUAUCCGCUGUGGGCAAUGUUCCGGUCUCUGUUUAGUCUUGGUUCUCCGGCGGAGAUGCAUAGGAAUAUUCUAGUCAGCAAGGAACACAUACAUAUCAUAAUGUGGCAACAACUAGGCGAUGCAAGAGCAAGUACACAGUAUAUUAAAUUACAAAGCAAUGAUGAUCAGGUGGAUUAAGGAG
Molecule: messenger RNA, 1145 nt
Organism: Heterobasidion irregulare TC 32-1
Lineage: Eukaryota; Fungi; Basidiomycota; Agaricomycetes; Russulales; Bondarzewiaceae
Exons: 2
Coding region: 1-912 (303 amino acids)
Biological process (GO): mitotic sister chromatid segregation; protein localization to kinetochore; mitotic cell cycle
Cellular component (GO): chromosome, centromeric region; nucleus
Source: RefSeq, a predicted model, not a curated record